This is a messenger RNA of Tricharina praecox, 2061 nucleotides long. Its product is annotated as Six-hairpin glycosidase-like protein. The transcript has 3 exons. Gene Ontology annotation, cellular component: fungal-type vacuole. Gene Ontology annotation, molecular function: glucan 1,4-alpha-glucosidase activity. The record is from RefSeq and is a predicted model, not a curated record. NCBI's taxonomy places the organism in Eukaryota, Fungi, Ascomycota, Pezizomycetes, Pezizales, Pyronemataceae. Gene Ontology annotation, biological process: polysaccharide metabolic process. The coding region runs from base 198 to 1808 and encodes 536 amino acids.
GGCCCCUCUGCUCUCCCCAAGGGUACAUGCUAUAGUUGCCCACCCGUCUUCUACCCGUCAUUCGACCGUGGAAAUCCCGUCGUCGUCUGCGUCUCGUCGGCUCUCUGUAUUUCCUCCUCGUCGUCCUUUCGGAUUUCCAGUCAGCGGAUUCGCCCCCAGCCCGGACUCCUUCCCUCACCUCCAGUCACGAGACCAAGAUGGCCGUUCUUCGGAGUGUACUUGGUUCUUUGGUGGGUGUUUACUGUUGCUCACAGCUAGCCGCCGCCUACGUCGUUGGCAACCCUGUCUCCCUGCCGGGCUACCAACACGUCUUCCCGAACCCAGCACGCGUGGAUGUCCUGCCGCCCAAAUUCCAGCCGGCCGACGAACAGCAACAACAACAACCUGCCGAACCACUCGUUCCAAAUGGCCUCGAGGACUGGAUUAAGGAUCAGAGGAAGACUUCGAUGCGAUUCUUGCUCGAAAAUAUCGCCCCCAACGGCUCGAACGCUAGAGGCGCUGCGCCCGGUUCCGUGAUCGCUUCGCCGUCGAAAGACGCUCCGAACUACUACUACCAGUGGGUGCGGGAUGCCGCAAUCACCAUGGCCGAGGUCGUCGCCGAAUACGGGGAGACCAAGGACGAGAGUCUCAAGGCCAUAAUCGAAGAUUACGCCAAGCUUCAGGAUAGCAUCCAGAACACGUUCAACCCCAGCGGCGGCUACACCACUGGCGGUCUCGGGGAGCCCAAGUUCAUGAUCGACGGUGCUCCAUUCACGGAGAAUUGGGGACGUCCGCAACGGGACGGUCCUGCUCUCAGAGCUCUUACUCUGAUGAAUUACGUUCGGAUGCUGAACGAGACGGACCCUUCGCUCAUCAGCCACGACUGGCUUAGGAAGUUGUACGAUGGAAAGUUCCCCACGCGUUCAGUGAUCAAGGCCGAUUUGGAAUAUAUUUCGCACUCUUGGAAUCUUACCGGAUUUGAUCUGUGGGAAGAGGUUAAGGAUCUGCACUUCUAUACCGCCCUUGUCCAGCACAAGGCUUUGGUUGAGGGACGCGAGUUGGCGGUGGUGCUUGGCGAUUCUGCCGCAGGGGUCUGGUAUGAGUCCCAGCGACACGAGCUGAGGAAGUUUCUCACCACUUCUUUCUGGAACAAGGAGCGCGGCCAUCUGGUUGCUUACCUGGAUACCCGGUAUCGGUCCGGUAUUGACUGUAGCUUACUGCUAGCUUCCCUCCACGGCAGCCAGGAGGACCUUUUCCCUCCUUGGUCGGACGAGAUUCUUGCGAGUCUUGCGGUUCUCGUUGCCGACAUGGCCGAGAGGCAUCCUAUUAACAAGCAGACCCCGCCGUUCUACCCUGAGGGAAGGCUUCGCGGCGUUGGCAUCGGCAGGUACCCCGAGGAUAGGUACGACGGUGUUGGUCUCGGUGAAGGAAAUCCAUGGUUCCUCUGCACGUCUUCUGUAUCCAACAUUCUCUACAACACGAUCGAGCGCUUCCUCGAGCAAGGUUACUUCGACAUCAACGACAUGAACCUCGGCUUCUACCAGCGGUUGCACCCUACCGGCAACGCAGUGACAGGACGCUACACUGCUGGCCAGCCGGAAUUCAAGAACUACCUCACCGACAUGUUUAAGUAUGCCGACAGCUUUUUAAACGUGAUCCGCUGGCACGCGACACCCGAAGGCCGCCUCAGCGAGCAGUUCAACAAGUAUUCGGGCUGGCAACGUGGCGCUAAGGACUUGACCUGGAGCUAUGGGAGCUUUACGUCGGCGGCGGACGAUAGGGAGGUUGCAAAGAAGGCACUGGUCAGGGGUAUGGCUGUGGCUGCAUGAGUACUUGGGUUAUGAGUGUGUGUGUCUGUGUGUGUGUCUGUGUGUGUGUUUGUGUGUGUUUGUGUGCGCAUGGCUGGUUUCAUUAUUACUACUACAACCCUACAUUACGUGGUUCUGUUUGCGAUCGAUUCCACUUUUUAUGAAUGACGCGGGGUUUGGGCGCUUUUCGAUGGGUAGACUGUUUUUUUGUACUGUAUGAGUCGAGUCGAGAGAGUUGAGCGGUGUGUGGAUACAAUCGACAUCGUUACGAAUA